Molecule: messenger RNA, 1632 nt
Organism: [Candida] anglica
Lineage: Eukaryota; Fungi; Ascomycota; Pichiomycetes; Serinales; Debaryomycetaceae
Source: the annotation of a GenBank genome assembly
AUGCAUUACAGGUUUAUUCGCGAUAGCUUUUGGGGCCGUUUGGCUUACCAUAUUUCCGGUCAUAGAGUCUUUUCUCACACUGAAGAACAGAAAAAAUAUGUUAUACCCGACAAGUAUUUUGCAGUCUAUCCACCAUCUUCAGAUAUAAGUAAAGAGUCCUUAAUUAAAGAUGAUGCCUCUACUGAAUGUUCUAUCCAAACUUCAAACAAUAUUAUUGUCGAUUGGGACGAUGCUGAUGAUCCGGAAAAUCCUUACAAUUGGCCGGUAUACCAAAAGGUCUUCUUUAUAUUUGAAAUUGCCUUUUUGACCACCUCAGUGUACAUGGGAGCGGGGAUAUACACUCCUGGGAUAGAUGAAUUAAUGCUGGAUUGGGGGUUAAGCCGUGUCAUGGCCACCUUACCGUUGACCCUUUUCGUGAUUGGAUACGGGAUUGGUCCCAUGGUUCUUUCUCCAUUUUCAGAAAAUGUCACCAUUGGAAGAACUUCCAUCUAUAUCAUCACUCUCUUCAUUUUCUUUAUCUUACAAAUCCCCACUGCCUUAGCUCCAAAUAUUGCCUCCUUGUGCGUUCUUAGACUUAUCGGAGGGUUCUUUGCUUCAGCAGCAUUGGCUACCGGUGGUGCAUCGGUAGGUGAUGUUCUCUCUUUACCCUACGUCCCCAUUGGGCUUGCUAUGUGGAGUAUUGGAACAGUCUGUGGCCCAUCUUUGGGGCCCUUAGUUGGUGCAGUCUUUUCCCAACUUGUAGGUUGGAGAUGGACGUUUUGGUUCAUGGCUUGCAUUUCUGGUGGGUCAUUCAUAGUCUUAUCCUUUUUCUUACCUGAAACUUAUGGACCAACAUUAUUGUACAGAAAGGCUCAAAGAUUGCGGGCACUUACGCAAAAUGAAAACAUUGUCAGUGCUGGAGAGAUCGAGAAUAUGAAUGUUACCACCAAGGAAAUGGUAGUGAAAACAUUAUGGAGACCAAUUGAGAUCUCACUCUUUGAACCAGUGGUACUUUUGAUUAAUUUGUACAUUUCCAUGGUCUAUUCAGUGAUGUACUUGUGGUUUGAGGCGUUCCCGAUUGUAUUCAUCGAGAUCUACCACUUCAAUUUGAUCGAGAUGGGUGUUGCAUUCGUGGGGAUUUUGAUUGGGGUACUCGUGGCAGCAGUGGUAUAUAUUCCAAUCACCUACAGAACAUUCACAAUCAAGGCACUUGCCGGCAAAGUAACGGUCCCCGAGUCUUUCCUUCCCUUGGCCAUAUUUGGCAGUGUUUGCAUGCCCAUAGGGCUUUUUAUUUUCGGAUGGUCGGCCACCACCAGCGCCCAUUGGAUGGGUCCAAUCAUGGGGACGGGGAUAUUUGUGUUUGGGGCUUACUUCAUCUUCCAGUCCUUGUUUAACUACUUGAGUUUCUCAUUCUGGAGGUAUCUCGCCUCAGUGUUUGCUGGAAAUGUUUUAUUUAGGUCUGUCAUUGCCGCGGUGUUCCCAUUAUUUGGAGCACCUUUGUUCAACAAUCUUGCCACCAAGAAGUACCCUGUUGCCUGGGGGUCUUCCAUUCUUGCUUUUAUAUGUAUUGUAAUGAUUGCCAUUCCGAUACUCUUCUACUUGAGAGGCCCAGCCUUUAGAACAAGAUCAAAGUAUUCUGGGAAUUUACUUUAG